Messenger RNA from Tarenaya hassleriana, 600 nucleotides. RefSeq lists its product as uncharacterized. NCBI's taxonomy places the organism in Eukaryota, Viridiplantae, Streptophyta, Magnoliopsida, Brassicales, Cleomaceae. The transcript has a single exon. The record is from RefSeq and is a predicted model, not a curated record. Bases 256 to 591 code for a protein of 111 amino acids.
ACACCUUUCGGGAUUUCGAUUGGUUACAUUAAGAAUAAAACAAAGACCAAGAGAGAGAGAGAUCUAGAGAGAGAGAGAGAGAGAGAGAGAGAGAGGUCCAUGGAAGGUGUUUGAGCACUGAAUCACACCAAACCCAAAACCAAACCAAAACUAAAACACUUCAAAAUAUUCCAACUUCUCCACAAAUAAAAACUUCUUUCAUCAUUCUGCUUCUUCUUCUUCUUCAAGAAACCCACAAAAAAAAAAAAAAGAGUGAUGGAAGGAUUGUUGCCAAUGGCGUUUAAGGCAAUAAAGAGGAGCAGGACUCGCCGGAGAUACGAGUGCCUCUCUGCCGGAGCAGCUCAGUCGUUCGACGCCGACGACUGGAAAACCCACUUCGCAGAAUAUCCGACCGCUGAUCGGAGCAUCGAAACGAACGGCGGAAGAGCCCAUCGCCACCGCCGUUGGUCCGUCGGAGAUAUCUCAUCGUUUUCCUGCCAGGAAGAACGGCACGACGGAGAUGUCACCGGAGAUCGCACUUCGCCUCGGCCGGGACAACUUGUCAGGUUCAGGAGCCACAGACUGUUCUCUUGUCUGUCAUCAGGUGAAUAAGUUGUUUAU